This is a messenger RNA of Zalophus californianus (California sea lion), 5635 nucleotides long. RefSeq names its product SWI/SNF related, matrix associated, actin dependent regulator of chromatin subfamily c member 1 (gene SMARCC1). Bases 55 to 3366 code for a protein of 1103 amino acids. Gene Ontology annotation, molecular function: nucleosomal DNA binding; histone binding. Gene Ontology annotation, cellular component: SWI/SNF complex; npBAF complex; nBAF complex. Lineage: Eukaryota; Metazoa; Chordata; Mammalia; Carnivora; Otariidae. Gene Ontology annotation, biological process: positive regulation of DNA-templated transcription. The record is from RefSeq and is a predicted model, not a curated record. The transcript has 28 exons.
GAGGGCCGAGGCGGGCCGAGGCGGGCCGGGCGGUGGGGACGACGGACGGCGACUAUGGCCGCGGCGGCGGGCGGCGGCGGGCUAGGGGCGGCGGCGGGCGCCGCAGGCGCGGGAGGUGCGGCGACGGCCGCGGGCCUGGCCGUUUAUCGGCGGAAGGACGGUGGCCCGGCCAGCAAGUUUUGGGAGAGCCCGGAGACGGUGUCCCAGCUGGAUUCGGUGCGGGUCUGGCUGGGCAAGCACUACAAGAAGUAUGUUCAUGCGGAUGCUCCUACCAACAAAACACUGGCUGGGCUGGUGGUACAGCUUCUUCAGUUCCAGGAAGAUGCCUUUGGGAAGCAUGUCACCAACCCGGCCUUCACCAAACUCCCGGCAAAAUGUUUCAUGGAUUUCAAAGCUGGAGGCACCUUGUGUCACAUUCUUGGGGCUGCUUACAAGUAUAAAAAUGAACAGGGAUGGCGUAGAUUUGAUCUACAGAAUCCAUCCCGAAUGGAUCGGAAUGUUGAAAUGUUUAUGAACAUUGAAAAAACAUUGGUGCAGAGCAACUGUCUGACCAGACCCAACAUCUACCUCAUUCCAGACAUUGAUCUGAAGUUGGCUAACAAAUUAAAAGAUAUUAUCAAACGACAUCAGGGGACUUUCACUGAUGAGAAGUCAAAAGCUUCCCACCACAUUUAUCCAUAUCCUUCCUCACAAGAGGAUGAAGAGUGGUUGAGACCGGUGAUGAGAAAAGAUAAGCAGGUGUUAGUGCAUUGGGGGUUUUACCCAGACAGCUAUGAUACUUGGGUCCAUAGUAAUGAUGUUGAUGCGGAAAUUGAAGAUCCACCAAUUCCAGAAAAGCCAUGGAAGGUUCAUGCGAAAUGGAUUUUAGACACUGAUGUUUUCAAUGAAUGGAUGAAUGAGGAGGAUUAUGAGGUGGACGAGAACAGGAAGCCCGUGAGCUUUCGUCAGCGAAUUUCAACAAAGAAUGAAGAGCCAGUCAGAAGUCCAGAGAGAAGAGAUAGGAAAGCAUCAGCUAAUGCUCGAAAGAGGAAACAUUCGCCUUCCCCUCCACCUCCUACACCCACAGAAUCCCGGAAGAAGAGUGGAAAGAAAGGCCAAGCUAGUCUUUAUGGGAAGCGCAGAAGUCAGAAAGAGGAAGAUGAGCAAGAAGAUCUUACCAAGGACAUGGAAGACCCAACACCGGUACCCAACAUAGAGGAAGUGGUGCUUCCAAAAAAUGUGAACCCAAAGAAAGACAGUGAAAACACACCUGUUAAAGGAGGAACUGUCGCAGAUCUAGAUGAGCAGGAUGAAGAAACAGUCACAACAGGAGGAAAGGAAGAUGAAGAUCCUAGCAAAGGUGAUCAGAGUCGCUCACUUGACCCUGGAGAAGAUAAUGUGACAGAGCAGACCAAUCACAUUAUUAUUCCUAGUUAUGCGUCGUGGUUUGAUUAUAACUGUAUUCACGUGAUUGAACGGCGUGCUCUUCCUGAGUUUUUCAAUGGAAAGAACAAAUCCAAGACUCCAGAAAUAUACUUGGCAUAUCGAAAUUUUAUGAUUGACACAUAUCGCCUAAACCCCCAAGAAUAUUUAACCAGCACUGCUUGUCGGAGGAACUUGACUGGAGACGUGUGUGCUGUGAUGAGGGUUCAUGCCUUUUUAGAGCAGUGGGGGCUUGUUAAUUACCAAGUGGAUCCAGAAAGUCGGCCCAUGGCAAUGGGACCUCCUCCUACUCCUCAUUUUAAUGUAUUAGCUGAUACCCCCUCUGGGCUUGUGCCUCUACAUCUUCGAUCACCUCAGGUCCCUGCUGCUCAGCAGAUGUUGAAUUUUCCUGAGAAGAACAAGGAAAAACCAAUUGAUUUGCAGAACUUUGGUCUUCGUACUGACAUUUACUCCAAGAAAACCUUAGCAAAGAGUAAAGGUGCUAGUGCUGGAAGAGAAUGGACUGAACAGGAGACCCUUUUGCUCCUGGAGGCCCUGGAGAUGUAUAAGGAUGAUUGGAACAAAGUGUCAGAGCAUGUUGGAAGUCGUACUCAGGAUGAAUGCAUCCUCCACUUUCUGAGGCUUCCUAUUGAGGACCCAUACCUUGAGAAUUCGGAUGCUUCCUUGGGGCCCCUGGCCUACCAGCCUGUCCCUUUCAGUCAGUCAGGAAACCCAGUCAUGAGCACUGUUGCUUUUUUGGCAUCUGUGGUGGACCCUCGCGUGGCAUCUGCUGCAGCAAAAGCAGCUUUGGAGGAGUUUUCUCGGGUCCGAGAGGAAGUGCCACUGGAAUUGGUCGAAGCUCAUGUCAAGAAAGUGCAAGAAGCAGCACGGGCUUCUGGGAAAGUGGAUCCCACCUAUGGCCUGGAGAGCAGCUGCAUUGCAGGCACAGGACCUGAUGAGCCAGAGAAACUUGAAGGGGCUGAAGAGGAAAAAAUGGAAACAGAUACUGAUGGUCAACAGCCUGAAAAGGCAGAAAACAAAGGGGAAAAUGAAACAGACGAAGGGGAUAAAGCACAAGACGGAGAAAAUGAAAAAAAUAGUGAGAAGGAGCAGGACAGUGAAGUUAGUGAGGAUACCAAAUCAGAAGAAAAGGAAACUGAAGAGAACAAGGAACUCACUGAUACUUGUAAAGAAAGAGAAAGCGAUCUUGGGAAGAAGAAAGUAGAACACGAAAUUUCCGAAGGAAAUGUGGCCACGGCUGCCGCAGCUGCUCUCGCCUCAGCUGCAACCAAAGCCAAGCAUCUGGCUGCUGUGGAGGAGAGAAAGAUCAAGUCUCUGGUGGCCCUCUUGGUUGAGACACAAAUGAAGAAAUUGGAGAUCAAACUUCGACAUUUUGAGGAACUGGAAACUAUCAUGGACAGAGAGAAGGAGGCUUUAGAACAACAGAGGCAGCAGUUGCUCACUGAACGUCAGAACUUCCACAUGGAACAGCUGAAAUAUGCCGAAUUACGAGCCCGGCAGCAGAUGGAACAGCAGCAGCACGGGCAGAACCCUCAGCAGGCACACCAGCACUCAGGAGGACCUGGCCUGGCACCGCUUGGAGCAGCAGGGCACCCCGCCAUGAUGCCCCAUCAGCAGCCCCCUCCCUACCCUCUGAUGCAUCACCAGAUGCCACCACCUCAUCCACCGCAGCCAGGUCAGAUACCAGGUCCAGGUUCCAUGAUCCCUGGGCAGCCCAUGCCAGGCCGCAUGAUUCCCACCGUUGCAGCCAACAUCCACCCCCCCGGAAGUGGCCCAGCCCCUCCUGGUAUGCCUCCAAUGCCAGGAAACAUCUUAGGACCCCGGGUACCCCUCACGGCACCUAAUGGCAUGUAUGCCCCUCCGCCGCCGCCGCCGCCGCCGCCGCCCGCUGAUGGAGUCCCUCCGCCUCCCGCUCCAGGCCCACCAGCCUCAGCCGCCCCCUAGCCCGGAGGAUGCAGGCAGCGUCCACGCCCAGCGCCGGCAGCUGCAGGGGGAUGACGAGACUUGUGCUCCGCGGCUUCCUCGGGUUUCUUUUAGGAUUUUUCUUCUCGCAGCCCCAAGCACGCAUCCCGUAUUUCCCCGUCCCUCUCGCCAGCCCUUGCCAUGCCGUGACGCGUGCUGUGUCAGGUCCUCCGCCGGCCUGGGUGGGGGGGCGGGUAGCCUGCGUCCCCCUGACCUGGUGUGGGGUAUACUGACCGUUUCUCUGCAGGUCCUGUCAGCACGAGAAGUUCAUUUCUGUUGUUUCAGUGCUCUCCCCUCAGUGUUUGGCUUUGUCUGAUGCUUACGUAGCUCAUGCUUUAGAAUCAUUAUGUUUUUUUUUUUUCUUUGUCAUUGUUGCUUUAAAUGAGAGCAUCCUAAGUUCAUAGGAACCAAAAAAAAUGGUGAUGGGCAGAGGAAAUAGCCAGAAGGGACAAACCUAAAGGCAUUAUAAGUGACCUUAUUUCUGCUAAUCUGAGCUAAGAUUGGUGCUGAUGGUGAAGUUUCAUGAGACUUUUGCCCCACAUAGACGCACCAAAAUUCAAAGAGUUGGGGACAGGGUGGGACCCCACUGAUUUUAUUCCUGGUGAGGAAUGGGAGGACCCCCGCCCCCCCUGCGUGGCCCCUUUUGUACCUGGUAGGGGAGCGCAUUAGAGCAGACCUACUCCUUCCCUGGGCCCACUGGUUCUGGCUUACCGUAGAGAUGAUUGGUUGGAUUAGGGGUGGGAUCUGGGGAAGCGUUUCUUCAUUCCCUAGACUAACCAGGAACAUUUGAGAGUCUAGGGACAUGACUACCCACUGAGUCUAGUCCACUAGUCACUGCUUUGUACUCAUUCUUUUUUUCCCUCCCCCUCUUUAAAAAAAAAAAAAAAAACCUUUAAAAAGGAAAAAAAAAAGUAAGUAGAUAGUGCUAAACAUUUUAGCUCAUGGAACUUGGUUUAGGAUGGCUGGGGGGUUCAAGUCCCCAAACUACCUCUUGCAGUCCAGGGUGAGUGGGGUUUAGUGAAGCGGUACUUUAGGUUUGGGACGGGAUUGGAGAAGUGGGCCGGGAUCAAGGGCCUCUCGUCCCUUCUCCCUUCCUUUUCUGACAUCUCACAUUCCAUCUGUCGCAGGGCUGUCAGGGAGAUGCUGGGGUGUUCCAAGGCACUCAGUUGGCAAUCAGAGCGUCAUGCUUUGAGGGUUCGGGUACUCGGACUGAGAGAUCGGAAUGCCAUUCCAGAGGAGGAGCCACAAACAUGCCUUAACUCGAGCCCAUUUCUACCCCUGCUGAUGAAUUACUUGAGAGUUCUUGGUUUUCUCUUCUUGUGCUUGUUCCCUCCCCUCUAUCCUUCCAUGGAUGGGGGAAGGGUGUGUUUGGUGGAUCUUGAUUUCCAAAGCACCUGGCCUCUUCAUGUCACAUUCUCAAGUGGCAGUUUUAUUAUUUAGAAUGCAAAGUGGAACACCUUUUGGAUAUCUUUUUCUAUAUAUUCUGUAAAGCUUUACAUAUGAGAGGGUGUAGGGAGGUGUUUAUAAAACACCUCAGAACUUCCUUCCUUAGUAUCAGAAAGCAAAAAAAAUAAAUAAAACCAUAAUUAAGAUUUGCCUUUCAAAACCCUCAGGUGUUGCCUCUAACCAGGUGGCCCUGGUCACCAUCUGAGUACUGGAACCAAGGAAACCUUGUUCUUUUGCGUGUGUGUUCUGGACUCUUGGAGUGGAAAUGAGCUUGUUCCUGCUGGAGUUGAGUUCCAAUGCAUUUGCCUCCAGAAAGAUCCCAGUGCCUUUUGACAAUGGCCAGGGUGUUCCCUAAUUCCCGCCAGUCUUUCCCAAAGGAAACUCAUUCCAAAUACUUACCUUUUCCACUGGGGUCUUAGAAGGAAAAUGGAAUUCUGGUUCAUACUGUGGUCCCUUGUAACCUCAGGUCUUUAAUGUGAUCACUUUCAAAUUUAAAAGAUCCAGGUGGGAAAUAUUUUUACUAUGCUGAUAACAAUUCUACAGAAUACCUGAAUUCUUAACACUGUAUGUUUUCAAUAUAAGUGGUGACUUUUUCUUUUCAUGUCUUUGAUCUGGUUUCGUUCCUGUAAUAAAACCACCCAAUGUGGGGGUGGGGGGGGGAAUAAUAUGUGGUUUUUGUACAAACGUGUUUCUCAGUGUGUUAUUUUGGAAAAAUGAAGGGAGGGGAGUUUUGGGAGAUUAGAAGAAAUUGAUCAAGAAGACCUAAUCUCCCUCUUUUUUAGUGAAUAAAUAGAACAUUUCUGGA